AAUUAAGCGAAUUCUAAUAAAAUCAUCCUUCUCCUGAAUCGAUCAAUCCUUAAAUUCAUCGGAGUUGGUAGGAUCUGAGGCAGCGAGUUGCUCUGUUCUGUUCUGUUCUGUUCUGUUUUGGAAAUUGGUUUUCCUUGUUGUUGCCUUUGUAGUUUGUGUUAGUGGGAGGGGGAAAAUGAAGGAAAAUACGGGAAACCCUCUGCAAAUAAAGUCGUUGAAUCACAUAUCUCUUCUCUGUCGAUCGGUGGAGGAAUCCAUGAGCUUUUACCAUAACGUUUUAGGGUUCCUCCCGAUCCGCAGACCUGGCUCUUUUGAUUUCGAUGGCGCUUGGCUGUUUGGACAUGGAAUUGGGAUCCAUCUUCUUCAAUCUCCUGAACCUGAUAAACUAGUCAAGAAAUCUGAGAUUAAUCCCAAGGAUAAUCACAUUUCUUUCCAGUGCGAAAGCAUGGAAGCGGUGGAGAGGAAGCUCAAGGAAAUGGAGAUAGAGUAUGUGAGAGCAGUGGUAGAAGAAGGAGGGAUCCAAGUGGACCAACUCUUCUUCCACGACCCUGAUGGCUUCAUGAUCGAGAUCUGCAACUGCGAUAGCCUCCCCGUUAUCCCUCUUGCCGGUGAGAUAGCUCGUUCCUGCUCUCGAGUCAACAACAUCCGCCAGCUGGUCCAGCCAUCGCACCCUACUCAAAUCCACCCCUAGUUCUCUCUAUAUAUUCUUCUCACUCUCCCUAAAGUCUCUGUUUGGUAGAUAUAACCUUGAUGUGUUUUGUCGUCUCUUUGACUGCCUGUGAAUAGCUAGUGCGUGUAAUAAGACAGGUUGAUCUGAUUCCUAAACCGGAAAAUGACCAUCCACUCUUAAGUCUAUGUACCAUUGGUCAUCGUUUCCUUCUAAAACUUGUGGUAUGAUUUUAAAAGAAAUGUUAUAAUACAA
This is a messenger RNA of Capsella rubella, 922 nucleotides long. RefSeq lists its product as uncharacterized. The transcript is spliced from 3 exons. The record is from RefSeq and is a predicted model, not a curated record. Bases 176 to 691 code for a protein of 171 amino acids. NCBI's taxonomy places the organism in Eukaryota, Viridiplantae, Streptophyta, Magnoliopsida, Brassicales, Brassicaceae.